Leptomonas pyrrhocoris is the source of this 3097-nucleotide messenger RNA. Its product is annotated as putative mitochondrial heat shock 70 protein-like protein. Gene Ontology annotation, molecular function: misfolded protein binding; ATP-dependent protein folding chaperone; heat shock protein binding. Gene Ontology annotation, biological process: protein refolding; cellular response to unfolded protein. Lineage: Eukaryota; Euglenozoa; Kinetoplastea; Trypanosomatida; Trypanosomatidae. The transcript has a single exon. The record is from RefSeq and is a predicted model, not a curated record. Bases 341 to 3097 code for a protein of 918 amino acids. Gene Ontology annotation, cellular component: cytoplasm.
GGCACAGAAGGGACAUUGAUUAUUGUUGCUGGUUUCAACGACCGGCGUUUCUCUUGUCUAACGCCGAAAAAGGGCCCACCAGCGCGAACAGCUCACGGUGGUACUUGUUUUUGUUGAAAUCGUGGUCUCCUGAAUCAUCUUCCUGAGAUCGUUGCCAUCUUCUCUAAGACGCGGCCGUCGCAACUGCCCGCCCGCGCCACACAACCCCUGGUGGCAAGGUGUAUCCCAUCGCUUUUAUCAUUUUUUGCUUUCUCUGCUUUUCUGGUUGACCGCGCAUCAACAUUUAUCGUUAUUAUCGUCGUCGUAUUGCGCCCCUUCACCAGCAUUUGUUCCUGACAGCAUGCGACGCCAGCUUUUUCGCCGCAGCGCCGUGCUGCUGCAGAUGGGCAUGGGUGGUGGUGCUGGAGGCAUGUCGUCCUCCAACACGCCGAUCCGCCCCAGUCAGACCGUCAGCUACACCAACGCGAUUCACGUGGAAGCAGAGCGACGCCGCAAGAUGGAGGAAGACACACGCAGCCGCUACUACGUCGUCAAGGAGGACAUCCGCGAGAAGCGUGGCACCGGGCGAAUGAUCGGCAUCGACCUCGGCACGACAAACAGCUGUGUCUGCUACAUCGACAACGCGACCAAGAGGCCGAAGAUCAUCCCGUCCCCGACCGGGUCUUGGGUCUUUCCGACUGCAAUUACCUUUGACAAAAACCACGAGAUCCGCAUGUUCGGCGAGGAGGCGCGGGCCUGCGCACGGACGAGCGCGAGUGCGACGCUCUGCAGCGGCAAGCGACUAAUCGGCCGCAGCUUCGGUGAGCUGGGCCGCGUGCAGUCUGACCUCAACAAGACGAACAUCCUCACGGUGAACGAGAAGGGCGAGGUGGCGGUUGAGAUUAUGGGCCGCACGUACACCGUCGUGCACAUCAUCGCCAUGUUUCUCCGGUACCUGAAAAGCGAAGCGGAGAAGUUUCUCGGCGAGGAGGUGCAGCUGGCGGUCGUGAGCGUGCCGGCGUACUUCACGCCACAGCAGAAGGUGGCGACGGAGGACGCGGCGCUGUGUGCCGGCUUCGACGUGCUGGAGAUCAUCGACGAGCCCUCGGCGGCCUGCCUCGCCUCCACCGUGCUGGAGCAGCUACGGCGCGAUGCAAACGAACAGACGACGGAGGAGCAGAGACCGGUGAAAGCAGCGGCAUCAGCAGCAGCGUCGUCCUCGGUGAAGAAGGACGCGGCGGACACGCUGGAGACUGCAUCUGCGCCGUCCGAUGCGCCGUCAAAGCGGUACAUUCGGUCUCUCGUCUUCGACCUGGGUGGCGGCACCUUGGACUGCGCCGUCAUGGAGCACGACUGCUACCGGCAGAAGUUUAACUUAGUCGCCACCCACGGCGACCCGAUGCUAGGUGGCAAUGACUGGGACACGGUGCUCUCCCAGCACUUCGCGAAGCAGUUCGAGCGCAAGUGGCACGUCCCGAUCGAGGAGGAGGAGGGCAACGUUGGACAGGGCGUGGCGGCUUUCCGCAAUUUAACCCUGGAGGCGGAGAAGGCCAAGAUCCACUUCACGCAUUCUACGGAGACGUACUACGGCUACAACCGCGCCUUCCACUUUUCGCAGAAGCUGCGCGAUAUCGUACCGCUGGAGGCGACGCUGACGCACGAGGAGUAUGUCUCCCUGACCCGUCCGCUGCGCGUGCGCUGUCUGCAGUGUGUCGAGAAGCUCUUCGAGCACACCGGCUUCACUGCGGCAGACAUCGACCGCAUCUUGCUCGUCGGCGCCAUGACCCGCGACCCUCCGAUUCGUCACAUGCUGCAGGAGUACUUCGGCAAGAAGGUCGCGCAGGAGGACACGUGCCCGGCAGACUACGCCGUGGCCCUCGGCGCUGGCAUUCGCGGUGGCAUGUUGCAGGGCAGCUUCCCCGAGCUGACGGCGAACACGCGCUUUGUGAGCGGCACCGUCCAGUCGCUCCGGGAGGGCGGCGGUGUGCUGCGGCAACUGUGGCGCAGCGUGCGGCGGCUUACGAGCACCGCCAACCCGAACGCGAUCGGCACGCGCUGGCGUGGACGGGCCAAAGGACUCGUGGAUGAGGAGAUCGCGAACUAUGCGAAGGAGCUGGUGGAGUUCGAGGCCGCCUGCGCCCGCCGCCUGCUGCUCGAGCGGGCGGAGAGUGAGGCGAACUUUGUCAUGCGCCGUGUGUCGGCCGACUCAAACCGGAAGCAGGGCAUGCAGGAGCGGCGCAUUAUGCAGCUGAGUGAGCAGCUGAAGUUUUGGCAAUACAUGGUGCACAACUUCCACGAUCAUGAAGAGGAGCUGCUGCGGGUGGUGCGGCAGCUGCAGGUGGCGCUGGACGAGUUGGACGGGCUGGCGGCCGACAACGUGCAGGGCAUAACGAACCAGGGCACGAUUGACUUCUCCAAGACGGUGGCGAAAACGCUGCGGAGUAUGUCGGGUAAAGGUACCACCGCAGCGGAGGAGGGGGAAGAGGACGAGGAAGAGGGCGAGCGCGCUGGUGUCACACGUGCAAAGGCAUCGUCCGCGGAGACGCAAGAGCCGUCGCCCCUUUCGUCCUCAUCUUCCAACUCGCCGCCGCCCAAAAUAUUGCGUCGCCGUGCCCCAUUGCCGGCUGCCGCGGCCGCUGCGCAGUCGCUCGUCGAGGCCGGCCACCCAGCCCUCCUCAACGCGGACAUCGAAGUCGCCGAGUCGGCGCGGAACUCGUUUCUGCAGGCGCAGGUGGAAGAGCGCGCGUGGCACGAGCCCCCCGCCCCACCCGGCGAGGCAGGCUCGUGGACGGAGGUGAAGGCGGCCGUGGACGCUGGGGAAGUCGUUGGGGCCCCCGUGCCGUGGAAAGAUCUGCUGCGGCCCAUGACCAUGACGGAGAUGCAGGAGAUGCUGGAGAAGUACUACGCGAUCGACGCCCCACCGACGCCCGAGCAUGCGGCGAAGCGGGAUGAGGCGACGGACCUGCAGUCCAUGACCAUCGUGCGGGGUGCGGUCGACAUGGCCGCCAUUGAGGCAGGUCUGGCGAGGCAUGAGCAGGAUGUGGCGGCGGCGGCGAAGGAGGAGGAGCGCAGCACGAAGGAGCACAAUCGCGAGCUGUCCGCGCGCAUGUAUCGUUGA